GGCACGUAGCAAUACAAUACUCCACGUGUCAGAUUAUACACCGCAAGUACAAUACAACCCCUAGCAACUUCCAGAACAAGCUACGUCACAGCCAAAACAAGAGUACUAAAGAAGCAAUUAAGGACUCUUAAUCACAGAAAGAAGUGCGAGAUAAAAAGGAAAGAAAAUGGAUAACGAGUCUAAUUACUACGACGGAAAGACGGUGACCGUUGAUGAUGAUGACUAUCACGUGGGAUGCACGACGCCGACACGUGAGGAAUGCAGGAUACCCGCAGAUCCGCCGUGUCCGCCGCCGGUGAGAAGAAAGAGAUCGCUACACUUUGGAAAGAAGAGGGAACCGCCUAAGAACGGAUAUUUUCAGCCGCCGGAUCUUGACCUGUUCUUCUCCGUGGUGGCUGCCUCCAAACGGCAAGAAAGCUGCGCCUAGAUUUCGAUUCCUCUUUUUUACCUAUAUAUUUUAUUGUAUAUGCUAUAUAUAUAUAUAUAUAUAUAUUGUCCCGUGCCUGGUUUGAUUGAGUGUUUUUUUUUUAUUUUGAAAACGGGUUCGGGUUUAAAUGCGGUUUUGUAUAUGUAUGUAUGUAUGUGUAUUGGGCACGUUAUGGAAGCCUAGGCUUGAAGAUUUGUAUUCAGUAGUAGUUCUUUUUUGUGUUUCUGAUGUAUAUAUUGUUGAAGGGUGCCCAAAACAGCGAUCGUGUGA
Eutrema salsugineum is the source of this 697-nucleotide messenger RNA. RefSeq names its product cyclin-dependent protein kinase inhibitor SMR5. The transcript has a single exon. Lineage: Eukaryota; Viridiplantae; Streptophyta; Magnoliopsida; Brassicales; Brassicaceae. Gene Ontology annotation, biological process: regulation of DNA endoreduplication. Bases 167 to 427 code for a protein of 86 amino acids. The record is from RefSeq and is a predicted model, not a curated record.